This is a messenger RNA of Caenorhabditis bovis, 1605 nucleotides long. The record is from the annotation of a GenBank genome assembly. NCBI's taxonomy places the organism in Eukaryota, Metazoa, Nematoda, Chromadorea, Rhabditida, Rhabditidae.
AUGGUUCGCGCAAUGAGCUUGAUCAUCACCGACUGGCUUCGAUACGGUUUAGCACAUGUGCUAAUAAUGUACAUGUAUACAGCAUUCUUCAACACUCUUGGGAAUUUCUUCCCAACAUGGAUCAUACCGGUGUUUUGGAUCAAAAGAAUUGGAUAUGGACAUCUCGUCUACAUCAUUGUUAGCAAUAUAUGGCGAAUGUAUUAUUAUCCGCCUGGACCACCACCGUUACCAAUUGUUGGUAACACCCUAUCGAUAAAAGUAUUGACCCCGGAACAAACGUUUUUGGAAUACAGAGAGUGCUAUGGACCAGUGUUCACACUUCAUAUUUCCCAGCCAACUGUUAUUUUGGCAAAUUACGAAUCUAUUCAUGAGGGCAUGAUAACAAACGGAAACAUCACAUCAGGACGAUCGAGUGCUGAGUCUUUCGUUUUAUUCCUUAAUGAUCGUGUCAAUGGAGAUGGAGUCAUAUUGGCAAUGCGCCAAAAAUGGAAGGAAAUGCGAGCUGAGAUUACAAGAUUCAUGGGGCAUUUGUACGGAUCCCAGUUGGACGAAUUGAUCAUGCAUCACUCGAGAACAUUGGAAUCUGAAAUCAAAAAAGUUGCUGAUUACAACGGAUUGGUGGACUUGAGAGAACCGUUUAGUGGAGCAAUUGCAAAUGUCAUUCAACAGAUCACUAUCGGGAAAACGUUUCUGUUCAAUGAUGAGGAAUUCCAAUCACAACUUCGAGAUAUUAACACCGUUGUGCGAGAAAUCAUGACUGGUGAAGUAUUCCUGGUAAACAGUUGGCCAAUCCUCAAAAAACUGCCGGAGUGCUUCUUGCGGAAAUGGACAAAUUACAAGAAAAGCGGUUUUCGUCUACAGAAUUGGUUCAGAACCAUUCUUGAAGAUCAUUUGAUCAACAAAUAUCAAGGAGACUUUAUGUCAUACAUGGUUGAGCGUAAAGAGGACGGAAAACAGAACUUCAGCGACCUCUCAAUCAUUCUUGUCUGUGGAGAUAUUUGGACAGGUGGUAUGGAGACAACAGUGACAACACUACGUUGGGGAAUCAUCUACAUGCUGUUGAAUAUGGACAUUCAAAAGAAAUGCCAUGAUGAAGUUGUUGAAGUAUUUGGGCACAAUGAGCCGGAUAUGCGCCGAAUGCAGGAGACUCCCUAUGUGAGAGCAGUGCUCUCAGAGAUUCAGCGACUUGCCAACGUUUUGCCAUGGGCUAUUCCACACAAAGCACUGGAGGAAUGCACAAUUGGAGGAUAUAGAAUUCCAGUCAAUACUGAAAUUAUUCCUGGACUUGGUGCAGUUCUUAACGAUCCAAACGUGUUUGAGAACCCAGAGGAGUUUAAUCCUGAACGAUUCUUGGACGAGAAAGGUUGCUACAGUCCCGUAGAGCAAUUCCGUCCAUUCGGACUUGGACCACGAAUCUGCCUUGGUGAAAAAAUUGCUAGAGCGGAACUAUACUUGAUCUUCUGUAGUUUAAUGCAGAAUUUCGAGUUCUGGCUCGACGCUAAUGACCCAAUUCCAUCGACUGAGCGCACUGUUGGAGGAAUUACCGCGCCACCAAAGCCAUAUGUUUGCCGAGUGCGGAAUUACAAUAUUCGCAAAAUUGAUUGA